Arachis duranensis is the source of this 1565-nucleotide messenger RNA. Its product is annotated as transcription factor-like protein DPB. Gene Ontology annotation, biological process: regulation of cell cycle; regulation of transcription by RNA polymerase II. Gene Ontology annotation, molecular function: RNA polymerase II transcription regulatory region sequence-specific DNA binding; DNA-binding transcription factor activity, RNA polymerase II-specific. The record is from RefSeq and is a predicted model, not a curated record. NCBI's taxonomy places the organism in Eukaryota, Viridiplantae, Streptophyta, Magnoliopsida, Fabales, Fabaceae. The transcript is spliced from 10 exons. Gene Ontology annotation, cellular component: transcription regulator complex; nucleus. The coding region runs from base 306 to 1337 and encodes 343 amino acids.
CAUUAAGAAGCGGGGUUUGUUGAAGCCGCAUUCUCUUUUCCAAAGAGAACGAAGUUAGUUCCUUGUGUUCUGUCUUAAAGCUCCGAAAAACCCUAAUCUCUCAUUUAGGGUAAUUUCUGAUUAGGCUCUAUUUCUCAAUACAAUUGUUUUUGUCAUUAAGAACUACGUCGUCGGCACUGCAAAACGAUUUUGUUUUGUUCAUGUCAAACAGGUUUACCACAACUGGUGUUCAAUUCAGUUUUGCUUCAGUUCUGUCAUUGUGGGUUUCUUCCCAAACUUAUCGCUGAGUUAAUUAAAUUGUCGAGAUGGGAACACAACCCGAGCAACCAUGUCCUGAGGAAGAUGACGAGGAGAUGCUGGAUCAUGGAGCAACAAUUUCGAGUCAGUCAAUGUCAACAAGCAGGAGUGUGGGGUCACCGUCCAGCCGGAGUGAGCAGACAAUGGCAACACCUGCUAGUGAUAACACUUUUCUCAGAUUAAACCAUCUUGACAUUCAUGGUGAUGAUGCUGGAUCGCAGGGAGCAGUUGCUAGCAAGAAGAAAAAGAGAGGUCAACGGGCUGUAGGAGGAGAUAAGAGUGGAAGAGGGCUCCGCCAGUUUAGCAUGAAAGUUUGUGAGAAGGUGGAGAGCAAGGGACGCACAACAUACAACGAGGUAGCAGAUGAGCUUGUUGCUGAAUUUGCUGACCCAAGCAACAGUGUUUUAGCCCCUGAUCAGCAACAAUAUGAUGAGAAAAAUAUUCGUCGAAGGGUCUAUGAUGCUUUGAAUGUUCUCAUGGCAAUGGAUAUCAUUUCUAAGGAUAAAAAGGAAAUACAAUGGAAGGGUCUUCCUCGUACUAGCCAGAGUGAUAUUGAAGAACUAAAGACAGAACGUCUUGGGAUUAGGAAUAGAAUCGAAAAGAAAGCAGCUUACUUGCAAGAGCUGGAAGAGCAAUAUGUAGGUCUUCAGAACCUCAUAAAACGGAAUGAGCAAGUAUGUAGCUCAGGAAAUGCUCCCAGUGGAGGUGUAUCUUUGCCCUUUAUUCUAGUGCAGACACGUCCGCAUGCAACUGUUGAAGUGGAAAUAUCAGAAGAUAUGCAGCUUGUUCAUUUUGAUUUCAAUAGUACUCCUUUUGAGCUGCAUGAUGACAACUAUGUUCUCAAGGCAAUGAAAUUUUCUGAAAGGCCUCAGAACGAUAAUAAUGUAACGCCAAAUGUUACAGAUGGCGGUGAAGGUUCUAGCAUGUCAGGGUUGUUUCAUGUGCAGGCUCCUACCACAGUUUCAAACCCACCCGUGAGGCCUCCAUCAUCACCACCACUUCCUGGAAUAUUGAAGGCCAGGGUUAAGCCUGAGCACUAAUAUGAACUUCUGCCAUAUUCUCUUGCCUGAGCAUGUCUGUAUAUUUUUGUAAAGUAAGAAUUAAUUGAUAGACCUUCAUAAAAAUCAUCCAACUGGUAUAGCCAAUUCACCCUCUAGGUAAGCAGCAGAUUAGUGGUUGGUCUGCUUUUCUGUAUUUUUGGCAAAUUCUUUGCCUACUAUAUUUCCUAUUUUACUAACAUAACUAAUUAUUUUUUCUUCCUUUAGACA